AAUGUGCUUACAUAUGUAUACUUUUGUAUAUGCCUGUAUAUAAGUCCCGUUUGAAUUGGAGUAGCUAGCUAAAAAAAGCACGUUGCCAAAUACCUAAGAUGUCGGUAAAAAUAUGGCAUCUAUUAGUAGUUGCAAUUUUAAUUGCAACAAACGUUAGCGCGGACAAGAAACAAAGCAAAAAGUACAGCCGGGAAGCAAACAGCCCGCAUUUCCAACAAGUGGUGGAGGAAAAGAUUAAUGCGGAAUUUAAAAACUUGCAGCGGCCAUUUCGCAUGGCGAAGCUGAACUUAGUGUGGUCAAAGGCUCAAAGCAGGUUGACUGAACCGAAACUUAAGUCUUUGUACAUGGAGCUAAAGAUACACGACAAGGAAGAGAUUGCUUGGAAGCAGUUAAAUUCCCAACAUUUGGACAAGGAUGGCUUAAAGGAGAAUGAUCUCCGGCAAAAGCUUAUCGGUAUUAUGAGCAGCUACGAUCUGUUGGAGCAUUUCGAUGACACUCAAGAUGUGGAGAAAACUAAACCAUUUAAGAAAUUUCACGAUCCGGAGGAUCGUCAUAAAAACAAAAGUUUAUUUAAGGACAAAAAAUUGAAUAGGCUGUGGGAGAAGGCGGAACUAUCUGGUUUCACGUCUGAUGAAUUGAAAACUCUCAAGCAGGAAUUCGAUCAUCACCAAGAUAAAGUCGACAUGUACUACAGCUUAUUGGACAACAUUGGCACAUUAGAUACUGAUAAGCACGAAAAUGCCAUUAACACUGAAGACUUGGACAAUUACAAUCUUAUUUCUAAUGAUCCCAAUGAAAAUGAAAUAAAUACACACGAACAGAAUAUCAAGAAAUACGAAAAUAAUAUUAACACAUUGCGGAGCCAUCAUACGGGAAUUAAGGACCAUUACGAUCGGUUGGAACGACUUGUUUCUUCCGGACCUCAUAGUCAAGACUUUAUUGAACCUAAGGUUCAAGGUUUGUGGCGUGUUGCGAAAGCGAGCAACUUCACAGAAAAAGAAUUGGAUUCCAUUAAGACAGAGCUACAUCAUUUCGAGAGUCGCUUAUUAAAGUUGCGUCACUUGCACGCGGAGCAUGCUCUGCACAAAGAAAAGUACAAGAAUGAUAAACAUAAGGACAAAAGCAAUCGCUUUGAGGACAUGGAAGAUCAGUUAAAGAAACAAACGCGCAAAGUUGAAAAGUUACAGGAGAACAUUGAGAAAACCAUUUUUAAGCACACAGAACUUUGAAUAUGUGUACUUGGAGGCCGUGCCAAUCGAAGAAAUUAUUUAUAAGUAAUUUUGUGUUUCAAUGCACAAAUAUCGUGAAGCAAUUAUUGAGUUAUACACUUUUUUGCAAUACUUUUUUAUACCAAAAGUGCUAAGCUAUAAGCAGUAAUAAUAUGAAGUAAAAAAUGAAUCUAGACCAAUACAAA
This is a messenger RNA of Scaptodrosophila lebanonensis, 1414 nucleotides long. Its product is annotated as alpha-2-macroglobulin receptor-associated protein. The transcript has 5 exons. Gene Ontology annotation, cellular component: endomembrane system; endoplasmic reticulum. Gene Ontology annotation, molecular function: low-density lipoprotein particle receptor binding; heparin binding; receptor antagonist activity. NCBI's taxonomy places the organism in Eukaryota, Metazoa, Arthropoda, Insecta, Diptera, Drosophilidae. Gene Ontology annotation, biological process: regulation of receptor-mediated endocytosis. The record is from RefSeq and is a predicted model, not a curated record. Bases 99 to 1229 code for a protein of 376 amino acids.